AUGGUGCAAAAAUGCACCACUGCUGAUAGUUUACCAACAAGAAAAACGACUAAUAAUAACGACGAUAGCUUAGGUAAUAACAACCAAAUUGAUUUAGAAGUAAUUAAUGAAACUCAUGUAAUUGAGUAUGAUAUAAUACGUUGUGAUUUAUGCCAGUUGCAAUUCGAAUUAGAAGAUGGUUAUAAUGAACAUUUAUCCGAUUGUCAUCCAAAAUUACUUUUAUUUAGUUUUAUUUGUAAAAUCUGUUCGGUACGAUUUCUAAAUCGUUCUCUUCUCCAAAAACAUAGGGUUAAACACGAAGGUCCUUUACCUUACACUUGUAUGAAAUGUAAGGAUCGAUUUCCAAAUCUUGAAGCAUUAACUGCUCAUUUACGUGGACAUGAAGGUAAAUUACCUUACACAUGCUCAAUUUGUCAUGAAGCAUUUGAAACUAAAGCCGAUUGUCAAAAACAUUUAGAUGUUCACGAAUUGAGACCUUACGGAAGUGCUUCUCAUUCAAAAGUAUUUACCUGUAAAGAUUGUAAAAAACAAUUUCGAAAACCCUGUGAUUUACAACGACAUAGUCGAGUUCACACAGGGGAAAAACCUUACGUUUGCGCUGUUUGUGGAAAUCGGUUUCAACAAGCUCAUAAUAUGACGAAACAUAUGAUCGUUCAUACGAAAGAAAAAUUAUUUAACUGUGAAAUUUGCCAAAANGAUAUGAUCUACGGGAACGAUUUUUAA
This is a messenger RNA of Onthophagus taurus, 723 nucleotides long. NCBI's taxonomy places the organism in Eukaryota, Metazoa, Arthropoda, Insecta, Coleoptera, Scarabaeidae. The record is from RefSeq and is a predicted model, not a curated record.